UCGGGAAACUUAUUAGUUUUGUGUAUUUUUAUUUUUGAUUCUAAUAGAGAAUAGAACAAGCUUUCGACUGAUGUAAAGUUCACAGAUAUAGGUUAAUUUUUAACCAAAAUAUAUGAGUGAAAGCAAAAAGUGUCACAACCCUCCUCGGUCUCCCUACCGAUGACGAUUCUUCUCCACUUCGUAAAAAAAGAAACUUGAAUGAAAAUGAUAGGACUAUUGAAAUACAUGACAGUUUUUGGAACUGCUUUGAGGAAGUCGCAACAGAUAAUAUGCGAAAUGUUAAUGAUGAAGAGGACAUGGAGAAGAAUGCUGUGGCAAACGAGUUGGAUUUUUAUAUGAAAACAGUUCGCUUAGAUCGGAAGGCCGACCCUUACAAGUGGUGGUUUGCAAACGAAAAACAAUACCCAAACCUUUCGAAAUUUGCUAAAGUGUAUCUUUCUUCUCCUGGAAGUAGCGUGUAUAGUGAAAGGUUAUUUUCUGAGGCUGGUAUCAUUUACGAUGAAAAGCGUAAUCGUUUGCUACCAAGAAAUGCUGAAAAGCUUGUUUUUAUUCAUCAUAACUUACCAUUGGUUAAUUUUAAUUACUAAAGUGUUGUAAUUUUGGAAAUAAAUACAUAAUUUUGAGUAAUAUGCUUGUCUUUUUUACAUGGUUUGGUAUUCGGUAUUCGGCCGAAUAACGAAUAGUUGCCGAAUAUUCGUGACAUAUCUAGUUACUUUUUCGUGGCCAAAAUAAAAAUACAUCCGUUUUAGGAAUGCUUUGUAUCUUAUGGAUUAUGCUCCAGAAAGAAUAAAGACUCUGGAAUUACUUUUUCCAGUAGUGGGUCACUCGUUACUGUCACCAGAUCGCGUAUUCGCCCAAAUUGAGAAAAAAAUAAAAAAGGAAGAAGUUAUACCUAACCCGCAAGGUUAUUACAAUAUCUUCGAAGAGCAUGGGACCGUUCUGAAAUUAGGUUCAGAGGUCAUCGUUCAGAAUUGGAAAGAGGCGAGUACUGAAAUACUAAAAGGAACAAAUGCAAUGCAUUUUUCUAUUAAGCAAUGUAAGAGGUUUUUCAUUAAGAGGAACAAACAGAAACAUAAUAUAUUAGUACGUGCUGAACAAUCGUAUCAAAAUGCAUUGGGUUCAUACAAGAAUAUUUGCAAGAAAAACAAAACUGCUAGUCUAAUAAAUCGAAGAAACAUACAAACUAAUGUAGUGGUUAAAAAAGAAAAACUAGACGAUGUCAAAAAGCUGUUAACAGCUCACUACGGAGACCAGUGGGAUAUUUUACCGGACCUUGAGUACUAUAAAAAUGUAAUUGAACGGUCAAGUGAUAGCUUUAUUAAUUGUUAUUCAAAUGAAAGAUGUGAAUCAGAGGAAGAGUUGCCUAAGUUGAUUGUAUAAUGGCAUUAUAAGUUUUUAAACAUUGUUGAUUACCAAAAUUACGUUCACCUUACCUAACUGGUUAUCCUAACUCAAAUAAAUAAUUUCUUUAAAACAAAUCUUUUUUACAGUAUUUUUUAUAUUGAUAUUGAUUUUUUACAGAAAUUUGCAACCCCUGGGCAAGCUAGAGAUGAAACGGAUAGUAGUUUGGCCGGAUACCGGAUACCGGAUAUUCGGCAAGCUACUAGGCCGGAGCGCCGGAUAUCCGGCUGCCGGAUAUUCGGCCCUUUAUUGCAUUGACGCGAUCAGUUUGAUUUGAAUAUUCGCGCGGUGAACGAGAUCGGAAAUAUUCACGCGCAUUCGGCGGACGUAAGCGGAAUCGGGUCGACUCGGGGGCGUUCGAGUGUUAUCGCGCGUGUCAAUUUGUGUUUGUUUCUCAGUUCGUUUGUUGUUUAUUUCGUUGUUUAUCACUUGUCGUCGUGAUUUUAUGUUUGAAUUCUGAUAGAUUAACAAGAAAUGUCAUCCUCAAAAACACGAUCGCCAAUAUGGCAAUAUUUUGAUUUAAACAGUGACGAUAACAAGUACGCGGUAUGUUUGUUGUGUCACGUUAAAAUUUCUCGAGGUGGUGAAGGAAAAAAGGCAGGUACGUAAGUUUUAGAGGUUAUGUUUUUGCUUCAAUUGAACGAAAAGAUAUGAAAACAAAAAAAUAUGUAUAUUCUUAUAUUCUUAAACUGAUUUUGUUAAUAAACAAACUUAGUAGGUACCAGUAUAACAAAAUUUUGGUCAAUGUGUCGUUUCAUUUUUAUUUUCAUUACGUACCUACUACUACGGCCUUACUUGAAAUUAGUUUAAAUUAUUUAAAUAAAACGACAUUCACCAAUUUUAUGAAUGCAAGUUUAUGACUUUAGCUUUUUUUUUAUUGAUGUACAUUGUGAAUCGGAAACCUUCAAUAUUUUAAAGUAUGUUUUUUUUUGUCAUUUAUUAGGUACUUCAGCGAUGAGUAAUCAUUUGAAGUCCAAACAUCCAGAGGAGUUUAAAUUGAUAAAUAAAAAAAAACUGGUGAAAGUUCAAAGCCUGUUACGGCUCCGGUACAUGUCGUUCCCAGCACAAGUGCAUCGUCAUCAUCAGCAGAAAAACAACUAACACUGUCGGAAUCGUUUGAAAGAAAAUUACUUUGGAAUGUAAAUGAUGCCAAAGCCCAGAAAUAUCAUUAUUUAAUUUCAGAAAUGAUUGCUCUAGAUAACGAGCCGUUCAGUAUCGUAGAAAAGGUUGGGUUUAAAAGGCUUCUAGAACAAGCGCUACCUCGUUAUGAAUUACCAAGUCGCACUUAUAUUUCUCAAAAAAUUGUGCCCGAUAUCUACAAUAGAAUUCACGACAAAAUUAAAACAAACAUUUCAAAAGCUAUUGCAGUUUCUGUUACUUCUGACAUUUGGACCUGCCUGCACAAUAGUUCCAGCUUCUUGAGUUUCACAGCCCAUUGGUUGUCUCCGGAAUUUCAACUGCAACACGGCGUUCUUGCUAUGAAACCGUUUUCAGGAUCACACACUGGAGAAAAUAUAGCAAAGGAACUGAACGCUAUUGCUGCUCGCUGGGAUAUUGAUAGAAAUAAAAUUCAUUUACUAAUCCAUGAUAGUGGCGCUAAUAUGGUAAAAGGAGUUCGAGUUGCAGAGUAUGAUUCUGCUAGAUGUUUCAUACAUUCACUUCAGCGAGUUGUUAUUGAGGCAAUGAAGGUCCAAGCUGAAGUAUUAGACGUGAUUGCUACUGGAAGACGUCUAGUAACUCAUUUCAAUCAUUCAAGUUUAGCACAAGAAAAAUUGCUUGCAAUUCAAAAGGAGUUACAUUUACCGCAGCAUCAGUUAGUGCAGGACAUCAACACGAGGUGGAACUCUACCUACUACAUGGCAGAACGCUUGUUGGAACAAAAAAGGGCUAUCUCUCUUUAUGUCGCUGAACAUGACACACUCACUAAUUUGACGAUACAACAAUGGGGCCUAAUGGAGCAGUGCAUAAAUCUUUUAAAACCAUUUGAAGAAAUAACGAAAAUUACAAGUUCUGGCCUUUCCUGUAUAUCCGAGGCGAUUCCGCAUAUUUCUGCAUUAAAAAAGUAUUUAGACAAAAAUGAGACUGCACAAAGAACACCAGACUUAGCUCGUAUGAGAGCUUCUUUGAAAGCUGAAUUGGAAAGUCGUUUUAAAUCCUUAGGAGAUAAUCCAAACUACCUAAUUGCUACCUUUUUAGACCCAAGGUUCAAGUCAGAUUAUUUAGGAGUUCUUGAAACUGAAAAAGCCCGACAGAAAAUCAUGAUAGAGUAUAUAAAAAACUCUUGCGAGGAAUCUUCUUCUGACGGUGAAAGAUCAUCGCCAUCUUCAACACCUGCUAAACGAAUGAAAGAAGAUGAAACUGGAUCCAAGGUCACACGUGAAGCUCAUGACACUUUUUGGAACUGUUUCGAUGAAGUGGCAAAGGAUAAUAGUAGUGAAGGCCACGAUCAAGAAAAACAAAAUCCAAUUGCUAACGAGAUUGACUUUUUUUUAAAGACAUCUCGAAUCGAUCGCAAUCACGACCCAUACAUUUGGUGGUCAGUUAAUCAAAAUCAGUACCCGCAGUUGUCAAGAUUUGCUAGAAUUUAUCUUUCAGCACCUGGCAGUAGCGUUUACAGCGAAAGGCUAUUUUCAGAAGCUGGUCUGGUAUACGAAGCCAAGCGAAGUCGCCUCUUACCAACAAACGCGGAAAAUUUGGUAUUUAUUCAUCACAAUUUGCCACUUGUUAAUUUUGAGUAUUAAACUAAUACAUAUUAAUUAAUAAAACAAACAUUUUUGAUGUGUGUGGAGUAUGAUUUGCCUUGUGUAAAAAUUUAACUAUCCGGUAUCCGGCCGGAUACUGUAUUACUAUCCGGUAUCUGGCCGGAUAGUUAAAACAAGGCCGGAUAGGCCGGAUACCGGAUAGUUACCGGAUAUCCGUUUCAUCUCUAAUUCACUUACACAAUCUGCAAAAUAAGUCAAAUCCAUACAUGAAACAUUCAUACACAGUCAAAUCCAUACAACUAACAAUCAAACCAAGCUAAAUCCAUACUACACUAUCAAACUAAGUCAAAUCCAAUUUUUAAAUCAUGAUUUUGUACUUUUUUUGUAUGAGAUGCUAUUAUGUUAUUGAUUUAGAAUUUUUAAAAAGCUUAUACAAAUAGACUGACGAAUUUUUAACACGGUAUGAUGUUGCCAUAUAGUUAAAUCAGAAGCUUGAGCAUAUUGCAAUUUUUUCUGAAACAGAGUUGACUGAUUUUGAUACUAAUCAGCUCAUAUGGUCUUAAAUUUUUUUUUCAGUUCCUGUAACCAUUUUUUUUUAAUUUCCUUUCUAUAGUAAAUCUUGUCAGUAAAUAAAGGCACAAUAACCAUAAAAUAUUUUUUUUAUCGUUU
Molecule: messenger RNA, 4772 nt
Organism: Spodoptera frugiperda (fall armyworm)
Lineage: Eukaryota; Metazoa; Arthropoda; Insecta; Lepidoptera; Noctuidae
Product: zinc finger BED domain-containing protein 4-like
Exons: 1
Coding region: 2586-4142 (518 amino acids)
Molecular function (GO): protein dimerization activity
Source: RefSeq, a predicted model, not a curated record